This is a messenger RNA of Corythoichthys intestinalis (scribbled pipefish), 8331 nucleotides long. RefSeq names its product sia-alpha-2,3-Gal-beta-1,4-GlcNAc-R:alpha 2,8-sialyltransferase-like. The coding region runs from base 270 to 1382 and encodes 370 amino acids. Lineage: Eukaryota; Metazoa; Chordata; Actinopteri; Syngnathiformes; Syngnathidae. Gene Ontology annotation, molecular function: alpha-N-acetylneuraminate alpha-2,8-sialyltransferase activity. The record is from RefSeq and is a predicted model, not a curated record. Gene Ontology annotation, biological process: oligosaccharide metabolic process; N-glycan processing. The transcript has 4 exons.
AUCUCCUUGAUGAAGAAGGAGGAGGAAGGAAGAGAAAGGCAGCACUGUAGGGAAUGCCAAGCAUCCGAGCUCCAUCCCCACCACCGCCAUCCUCCUCAUCAUGCAUCCGGGAAAAAAGCACCCGAGGCCGGCCAUGAACCUCCGCGGUUGAGCGCCCGAGCACCAGCGCUCGAAACAGCAGCAGCAGCGACGCCGGUGAUGCCCACGCUCGGCCGGAUUACGACGACGACGACGGCCGCCGAGUGAGGGAGGCCGCUUCCCUGGCCAAGAUGGUCCGCGUAGCCCGCGCCCUUGGUCUGAUCAUACUGUGCGUGGCGGUGCUCAUCCUGUCGCUUAUCAGCUACGUUUCCCUGCGGAAGGACAGCCUCUUUGGGACGGCCGUCGGGGGGCCCAGGAUCAUGUUCCACGCGGGCUUCCGAUCACAGUUUGCCAUGAACUUCCUGGACCCCUCCUUCAUCCCGCUGACCAACGCCCUAAACGAGGAGCUCCAGGGGAAACCGUCCAAGUGGAAAUUCAACAAGACCGCCUUUUUCCAGCAGAGGAAGGACAUCUUCAACUUCAUCGACAUUCCGCACAACUUCUCUCUGACCAAAAGCAGCGUGCGCGUGGGCCAACUGAUGCACUUUGACUACUCUAGCCACAAGUAUGUGUUCUCCAUCAGCAACAACUUCAAGUCUCUGCUGCCCGACGCCUCGCCCAUCUUGGACAAGCACUACGGCACGUGCGCGGUGGUAGGCAACAGCGGCAUCCUGACAGGCAGCCGCUGUGGCUCCGAGAUCGACGGCGCCGACUUUGUGUUUCGCUGCAACUUCGCACCCACCGAAGUGUACGCCCAGGACGUGGGCCGCAAGACUAACUUAACCACGUUCAACCCCAGCAUCCUGGAGCGCUACUAUAACAACUUGCUGACCAUCCAGGAUCGCAACAACUUCUUCCUGCACCUAAAGAAGCUGGAGGGCGCGAUCCUUUGGAUCCCAGCCUUCUUCCUACACACCUCGGCCACCGUCACCCGCACUCUGGUGGACUUUUUCGUGGAGCACAAGGGCCGGCUGAAGGUGGAACUGGCCUGGCCCGGGAACAUCAUGCGUGACGUCAACAAAUACUGGAAGACCAAGAACCUUUCCCCCAAGCGCCUGAGCACUGGCAUCCUCAUGUACACGCUGGCAUCAGCCAUGUGCGACGAGAUUCACCUAUACGGCUUCUGGCCCUUCGGCUGGGACCCCAACACGGGCAAGGACCUGCCCUACCACUACUACGACAAGAAGGGCACCAAGUUCACCACCAAGUGGCAGGAAACUCACCAGCUGCCCAGUGAGUUCAAGCUGCUCUACCGCCUGCAUCGCGAUGGCGUCACCAAGCUCAGCCUGACGCACUGCACGUAAAGGAGAGUGGGGAGAUCGGCACGUGACGCCGCCUUCCGCAUGCCGAGCGCUCAUUCCGCAAGUCCGCCUCGCUGACUUUUUGUAUUCUGGUCGUACUUCGCAUGCCCGCCGGUGGUGGAGAAAUACAGUGGAACCUCCGAGACGGAAAGUAACUUUAGAACAUCUGUCAAAAUGCAACACCCAUCCAAGACAUUUCAAGUCAUCAAAUCAUCCACCAUUCAAAUCAGCCCACCUAUUUGGAUUAAAUGGACCAAAAUAUUAAUGUUGGAGGUUCCACUGUAAAUUCGAGUUGUGUUUUAACUCACUGGUUGCCAUUGAUGGUGAUAGACGAACCAGAUCUACUUUAAAAAGGAACUGUUUGUCCAUUGACCACACAAUAACUUUGGCAUAUUUACACUAUUAACAAUCAAAAUAAGGAAACGGAUUAACAACCUUCUACAUUCUAACAGCUUAAAUGUUAUUUUUAGAAAUGAACUCAUUGCUAUUUAGUAAUCAUUUAGCGAGAUUGAUCAUCUAAAAUGUUCCAUAUUUCUCUUUUUUGUGCCUGUUAUAGCAAUGUUUUUUGUUUUAACAUAUAGAGAAAGUUGAAAACAGGAUAUAUCUUUUAUUUACAAUUUAAUAUUUAUUUAUUUUUAAAAAAACAAGUUGAAAAAAGCUGCAAAAGUUAAAAAAAAACCCAAACAUUAUUUUUUCAAAUGUUUAUAUUUAUUAAAAAAAAAGUGAAACUGUGAUCUUAUUAUCCCAAAAUUUAAUCACCUCUUCCGUUCAAUAUGGAAAACAUCCUGCGAAUUUGAUAACAAUCCGUUUUUUCCCUUCUAGGUUACCUUGAACACAAACAUACAACCCCAAUUGGGCUCUGUGACCUUUGACCUCACUAACCCAAAAUUUAAUCACAUCCUUCGUUUCAUAUUAAAAACUGUCCAGGAAAUUUAAUGAUAAUCCCUUUCUUUCUAAGUUACCUUGAAAACAAACAUACAAACGCAAUUUUGCUCUGUGAACUUUGAUCUUACUGCCCCUAAAUUUAAUCACCUCUUUCGUUUCAUAUUCCAAUCAUAUCCUGCAAACUUGAUAAUAAUCCCUAUCUUUGUUUUUUUGAUUAUCUUGAACACAAACGUACAGACUCAAUUUGGCUCCAUGACCUUUGACUUCCCUACCCCAAAAUUUAACCACCUCUUCCGUUUUAUAUUACAAACAUAUACUACAAAUUUGAUAAUAAUCCCUCUCUUCAUUCUUGAGUUACUUUGAACACAAACAAAUUCAAUUUAGCCCUGUGACCUUUGACCUCACAUCACAAAAAGCAGCUUAAUUAUCUUUGUAAUUAUAUAAGUAUAACACCAUAACCAUAACCAUAGUCAAAAUUCGAUAUUUGCAAACAUCUGAUUUUUGAUAAGCAAUACAAGUUAAAAAAAUCACACAUGAACUUUUACUAUACAUAAUUUUUUUUUCUCGGUAGAACAUUUACAGCUAAAAUUAUAAAUCCAGAGUAAUAUAACAGUACAUUUAGUAACUUCAUAUAUGUCAACUCAUCGCAAAAAUAAUGUGUGGCAGCCCUAAUGUUAACUCAUUGGCACAGAAUUAAAUUUGAUGUCUAUCGCUUUCAAUGGCAGUGAAUGAGUUAAAAUCCUGGCAUUAAAUAAAAAAAAAAUAAAUAAAAAAAAAAAUCACUGCCUAAUCUCAGGGAAGGAGUUAGAUCAGUGUUUUGAAAUCCGAACAAGCGCGGUACCCUCUUUGACCACAAGACAAUCUGCGCUACUCUUGUUUACAACACUUUGUGUCCCAAUUCUAAAACUUUUGGAUAAAUAAGCAACAUUCCAAAUAAUAAGCCAUAAAUUCACAGAAAUAGGUCAUAAAAUGGAUAUAUAUUUACACAUAAGAUGUUAAUAUUGUACUACUAACUAUUGUCAAGUUGGGUGUUACAUUCAAAAAUGUUUUUAGCCUUUUAGGGUAACAAAAGGAAUGUCACGGUACAGACAAAAGAUUACAGCGCAGGAAGGAUUUUUUUUUUUUCUUCAAGAAACAAAAAUGUAAUAAAGUGGAAAUAAGAGACUAUAUUGAAUGAAAUAUUAACAAGGGAAAAGAACAUUUAGGGUAUUUUCCAUCCGAAAUGAGUUUCUUUCCUUUUUGUUUUGAUACCACUAGUUUUCUUUCCGGUAAAAUUCUGUUGCUUCAUGAUUUUGAAAAAGAAAAAAAAUAAAUAAUUUAAUUGGUGUAAAAUUACACAUUCAUGGGGUAAAAAUACAACCUUACCUUACCAAUACCAAUAGCUUUUAGCUUUAAAAAAUGUAAGACUAUUUUUUUAACACGAGAUAUUUUUCCUUUUCAAAAGCCAACUGAUCUCGUAAAUUUCAGUACCAUUACAGCUCAUCUAAAAAACGGCAUAUUUUUUAAAUUAACUUUUGCAAUGAAAUGUAACAAAUAUUUUCUUGUCAAAUUACAACUUUAGUAGCUUAGUAUGACAUGUUGAUUUUUUUUUUUUUUCUCGUUUAACUGUUCUCAUUACCAUCUUUUUUUUGGGGGGGGGGGGGGGGUCAAAACGUACGACCUUACUCUUUUAAUGUUAGCCACAUUCCAUGUUAACUGAAACUUUUUUCAUGCAAAAUCACAAUUUUCCUCUUGUCAAAAUUCCAACUUUUUUUUCGUGACUUUAUGGGCCAACACAGCAUUAGCUAGUGUGACUAAAUCUUAAGCUGAUAUGAUAUUUUGAACCAAUUUCUACCUUCCAAACAGUUUGGAUUUUGACCGUCUCUACAGCAACCCUUAACGACAACAAACCCAUAGACAUUACGUACUACGAAAGAUUUGCUGCAUCUUGUUACGAUAGCAUGUUCCACUCAAACUCACAUGCAUGCGAGAGGCAUCAACAAUUCUUUUUUAGAACAUUCUUUGUGGAGAGGUACAUUGCUGACAGCCAUUUUGCUUAAAAGUAGUGUUUGAAUUAGCUUAUGGUCGCAGAAUUGCACAACAGUAAAAGCCACUGGGUCCAGAUGGUUACCCUGUUCAUUAUAAUGAGAAUGUCAUUGUAGGAACUCAAGGCACAUCUUUGGCAUAAUAGUAUUACAGCUUAAUGCUACUGAAGAGGCAAAACUGUACACUAGUUGACAUAUGUGUACUACUAAUACUCGUCUGGAAUGUGUGAAAAUUUCUCAGACACAAUAUCAAAUGGAACGAAUUUCAGAACCAACCAGACGACCUUCACUUUAUUAAAAUUAGUCAACUCUGAGUUUCUUCAGUUGAUUCAAGCAUGGAAAUAAAUAUACGUCAUGCAGCCAUACAAAUAUGCAAACAAAUUCAGUGGUAUGAAAAAGUAUCUGAACCUUUUGGAAUUUCUCACAUUUCUGCAUAAAAUCACCAUCAAAUGUGAUCUGAUCUUUGUCAAAAUCACACCGCUGAAAGUGUCUGCUUUAACGAAAACCACCCAAACAUUUAUAGGUUUUCAUAUUUUAAUGAGGAUAGUAUGCAAACAAUGACAGAAAGCGGAAAAAUAAGUAAGUGAACCAUCAUAUUUAAUAUUUUGUGCACCCCCCCCCCCCCCUCCUUUGGCAGCAAUAACUUCAACCAGAUGCUUCCUGUAGCUGCAGAUCAGUCUGGCACAUUAAUCAGGACUAAUCUUGGCCCAUUCUUCUCUAAAAAACUGCUAUAGUUCAGUCAGAUUCCUGGCAUAUCUGGCAUGAAAUGCUGUCCUUAGGGUCAUGCCACAGCAUCUCAAUGGGGUUCAAGUCUGGACUUUGACUUGGCCACUCCAGAACAUGUAUUUUGUUCUUCUGAAACCAUUCUGAAGUUGUUUUACUUCUGUGUUUUGGAUCAUUGUCUUGUGUCAGCAUCCAUCCUCUUUUUAGCUUCAACUGUCUGACAGAUGUCCUCAGGUUUUCCUGCAAAACAUCCUGAUAAACUUUUGGAUUCAUUCUUCCAUUAAUGAUUGCAAGUUGUCCAGACCCUGAGGCAGAAAAACAGCCCCAAAUCAUGAUGCUCCCUCCACCAUGCUUCACGGUGGGGAUGAGGUGUUGAUGUUGGUGAGCUAUUCCAUUUUUCCUCCACACAUGGCAUUGUGUGUUACUACCAAACAAUUCAACUUUGGCUUCAUCAUUUCACAAAAUAUUUUUCCAAAAUGUAUGUGGAGUGCCCAAAUGCCUUUUUGCAUACAGUGAACGAGCAACAAUAUUUUUUUUAGACAGCAGUGGCUUCCUCCGUGGAGUCCUCCCAUGAACACAAUUCUUGGCCAUAGUUUUACAUAUAGUUGAUGUGUGCAGAGAUAUUGGAAUGUGCGAGUGAUUUCUGUAAGUCCUUCUAAGACACUCUAGGGUUCUCUUUUACCUCUCUGAGAAUUCUGCGCUGAACUCUUGGCAUCGUCUUUGGUGGACGUCAAUUCCUUGGGAAAGAAGCAACAGUGCCAAACUCUUUCCAUUUGUUGACAACUUCUCUGACUGUCGAUUUAUGAACAUCCAGACUUUUAGGAAUGAUUUUGUAUCCUUUCACAGUUUUAUAUAAUUCAACAAUCCUUGAUCACAGGUCUUCAGACAGCUCUUUGGACCGAGCCACACUGCACAUCAGACAAUGCUUCUCAUCAAGACAAUUCUCACCAGAUGUGUGUUUUAUAGUGGGUAGGACAGCUGUAAACCACUCAUCAGUGAUUGGGCACACACCUGACUUAAAUUAUUUUGUAAAAAUUGGUUUCAAUUGCUCUUUAAGUCUCCUUGGGCAGAAGGUUCACUUAAUUAUUUUUCUCCGUUCUGUCAUUGUUUGCAUGCUAUCCUCAUUAAAAUAUGAAAAACUCUAAAUGUUUGGGUAUUUUUAGUUAAAGCAGACACUUUUUUCCCCAUCUGUGUGAUUUUGACAAAGAUCAGAUCAGAUUUGAUGGUGAUUUUCUGCAGAAAUGUGAGAAAUUCCAAAAGGUUCAGAUAUGUUUUCAUACCACUGUAAUGCAUGUAUCAUUGUAUAUUGUUUGCUAUUAACCCUUUCAGUGCUAUUCAAAAGUUGACAAUUAAGACCUUUAACCCUUUAUAUGGGCAAGUGAAUAUUUUUAGUAAUUAAAAAACAAAACAAAAAUAGUAACAAUUAUUACAUACUAUAUUUAUUUUUAAUUAUUGUGUUUUUGUAUUAUUUAUAUAUGAUUAUAAAUAGUAAUUUAAUAAACACAUAAAAAUAAUUAAAUUAUAUUGAAUAAAAACAGAAAUUCAUUCUGGUUACGGCCCCGAGUAACACUCUAAAGUUGUUGUUUUUUUCUUUAUAAUAUUUAACUCAUUGCAUGCCAUUGACAGCGCUAGAUGUGAAACUCAUUUAAACUCUGAAGACUGGCUAUGAAAGCUCAUCUUUCUAAUCCAAAAUGGAUGAACAUCUAGCACCGUCAGUUGCAGCCAAUGAGUUAAAGUGCCUUGUAAGGGUUAAAUUUUUAAAAAAAAAAAUCACAAUUCAUGCAUGAUUAAUCCAAAAAUCUAGAUUUAGUUUCAUGUUUUCAUGCAAAAGCUCAAUUUCCUGUCAUGCCACAGGCAAUACUAGGAACAGUUUUGCCUCACUCGUUACACGGAAUGCCAAAUUGUACUACUCAUGAGGACAGUAUUGACUAAAUGUUCCUACUUCUGCCGUCAUGCAGAUCAGGCUUAUCUGUUCACAUUUUCCCCCAAGUGAGCUGGUAGGAAAAAGGACCACCCAGUCGUCGGUGGUCUUGAAAACGCUGAAAAGCACAUGACCGUACACCGCCUGACUAGAACAUGUGAGUGGCCGGAUGUCACUGGCACACUCAGAUUGAUUUGUUGUCGUAGCUUGGACUCUUUUGCCCAACUCAAGUGUUGGUAUUUUUUUGUCUUUUAAUACAAGAAGUUAUAUUGUUUAAGAUGCCGCAAACCGGUUUCCAGCUGGGUGUGAACAUAAGGAAUGUAUGCCAAAAAGAAUGGCUUUGAGGAAAGUCAUCUUGGAGGGGUUUACAAAUGCCAAGCUAAAUUGGUGUGACAAAGACAGUAUACGAAUGUCAAGCAUGAAAAGUUUUGUUCCUUUGAUUUGUUUUGGCAUUUUUAAAAAUGUAAUUUUAGCGCAUUUAUAUAUAACGGUGAUGUCAGUCUUCAGGUCCAUCUUUUUCCUAGCAUGGUUGCUAAUUCAAUGUUCAGGAAUUUAAAAAAAUAAAAAAACAACAACAUAAACCCACAUCACGCACUCAUCUGAAAUAUUUUCCUCAAAGACAUUUUUUUUCUCUCAAAUGAUCAAUGAAUGUUUAUGAUAAUGUGAUGACUGUAAUCCAGACUAAAACAAUCUUAAAUUAUGGAGGACCAGAAGUGCCAAAAUGAAAUCGACAAAUGUCAAAAUAAGUACAUCAAAUUUGGAACGAUAAAUGUAGAGAUAAAAUUUCAAAAAUGGAAAUAAAUCAAAAAUACAUAGGAAAUACAAGAAAAAUGCAAUAAAUGUUGAGAUACAUAAAUAAAAUGUUAAAUAAUUCUAAAAAAAAAAAUUGAAAUAACUGAAAUAAUUGUAAACUUUGAAAAAAAAGUUAUAAAUAAACAAUCAAAAUAGAUGGCAAAAUUAAAAUAAUAAAAUAUAUAAUUACUGAAAUGGUGAAAUAACAUUCAAAGACACAUUUAAUUAUGUAUGUAUUUAUUGAAUAUUGCCACUCCUGGUCCGAACUAAAAGACUUUCUAUCAAUAACUAAAUAACAGAAGCGAAAAAAUGUAUUUGAAAUGAUCAAUUUGCUAUCAGUUUGUUCAUACUGAAAGUGCCACCUACAAAAUACUUUAACACAGGAGUUUUAUUUCUUGUACUUUUUGCUGCGUUUGCAUGACUAACAUGAUUACAGAGGCUUAUGACCACAUGUCAUAAAUAUAAAGAGUCAUCAAUGUUUGCAGCGUCGCUUCGGCCAAAACAUCUGUAUAUUUCAAUGUCUUAAUAUAUUCUAUGAUAGCAAUGUGCCUGUAUAUUUAAGUCAUCAAUGACCUCAUAUGUCCAAUAAAACUAUUUUUUCUUCUGA